Messenger RNA from Sphaeramia orbicularis (orbiculate cardinalfish), 1992 nucleotides. RefSeq names its product protein NLRC3-like. The annotation marks the transcript as partial. Lineage: Eukaryota; Metazoa; Chordata; Actinopteri; Kurtiformes; Apogonidae. The transcript has 3 exons. The record is from RefSeq and is a predicted model, not a curated record.
AAGAACGAACUGAAGAAGUUCCACCAGGUUCUGAGUACAGAUUACCCAGAAUGCUUAGAGAGUCUGAAGGAUGAGGAUGAAGAGGAGAGGAGGAGCUCAGAGGCUUUUCUGAAGAUCACACUGAACUUCCUGAGGUGGAUGAAGCAGGAGGAGCUGGCUGAACGUCUUCAGUCUGGAGUUCAGCGGAAACUGAAACGUAACCUGCAGCAGAAGUUUGAGUGUGUGUUUGAGGGCAUCGCUAAAGCAGGAAACCCCAAAACCCUCCUGAACCAGAUCUACACAGAGCUCUACAUCACAGAGGGAGGGGCUACAGAGGUCAACCAGGACCAUGAGGUCAGACAGAUUGAAGCAGCAUCCAGGACCUCACACAGACCACCAACAACCAUCACAUGUGAAGACAUCUUUAAAACACCACCUGACAGAGAUCAACCAAUCAGAACAGUGCUGACAAAGGGCGUGGCCGGCAUCGGGAAAACAGUCUUAACACAGAAGUUCAGUCUGGACUGGGCUGAAGACAAAGCCAACCAGGACAUCCACUUCAUAUUUCCAUUCACCUUCAGAGAGCUGAAUGUGCUGAAACAGAAGAAGUUCAGCUUGGUGGAACUGGUUCAUCACUUCUUCAUUGAAACCAAAGAAGCAGGAAUCUGGAUCUUUGAAGACCUCCAGGUGGUGUUCAUCUUAGAUGGUCUGGAUGAGUGUCGACCUCCUCUGGACUUCAACAACACUCAGAUCCUGACUGAUGUUACAGAGUCCACCUCAGUGGAUGUGCUGCUGAUGAACCUCAUCAGGGGGAACCUGCUUCCCUCUGCUCGCCUCUGGAUAACCACACGACCUGCAGCAGCCAAUCAGAUCCCUGCUCAAUGUGUUGACAUGGUGACAGAGGUCAGAGGGUUCACUGACCCACAGAAGGAAGAGUACUUCAGGAAGAGGUUCACAGAUGAAGAACAGACCAACACAAUCAUCUCCCACAUCAAGACGUCACAAAGCGUCCACAUCAUGUGUCACAUCCCAAUCUUCUGCUGGAUCACUGCUACAGUUCUGGAGGACGUGUUGAAGACCACAGACAGAAGACAACUGCCCAAGACCCUGACUGAGAUGUACAUCCACUUCCUGGUGGUUCAGGCCAAACUGAAGAACGUCAAGUAUGAUGGAAGAUCUGAGACAGAUCCACCCUGGAGUCCAGAGACCAGGAAGAUGAUUGAGUCUCUGGGAAAACUGGCCUUUGAGCAGCUGAAGAAAGGAAACCUGAUCUUCUAUGAAUCAGACCUGACAGAGUGUGGCAUCGAUAUCAGCUCAGCCUCAGUGUACUCAGGAGUGUUCACAGAGGUCUUUAGAGAGGAGAGAGGACUGUACCAGGACCAGAGGUUCUGCUUCAUCCAUCUAAGUGUCCAGGAGUUUGUGGCUGCUCUUCAUGUCCACCAGAUCUUCAUCAACACUGGAGUCAAUCUGCUGUCAGAAGAACAAACCACAUCCCAGAGGUCUGGAUCUGCACAGACACAGUUCUACCAGACCGCUGUGGACCAGGCCUUACAGAGUCCAAAUGGACACCUGGACCUGUUCCUUCGCUUCCUCCUGGGUCUAUCACUGCAGACCAAUCAGAAUCUCCUCCAAAGUCUGGUGAAACCAACAGGAAGUAGCUCAGAGACCAAGAAGAAGACAGCUAAGUACAUCAAGGAGAAGAUCAAUGAUAAACUGUCUGUAGAGAAAAGCAUCAACCUGUUCCACUGUCUGAAUGAACUGGAGGAUCGAUCUCUGGGGAAUCAGGUCCAAUGGUAUCUGAAACGUGGAGGUGUCGAGUUUCCGUCUCCUGCUCAGUGGUCAGCUCUGGUCUUCAUGUUACUGUCAUCAGAUAAAGAUCUGGAUGAGUUUGACCUGAACAAAUACUCUGGCUCAGAGAAGGCUCUUCUGAAUUUGCUGCCAGUCGUCAAAGCCUCCAACAAAGCUGUGUGAGUCCAGACAGAGUGGAGUUUAUUGAAUUUAGACUGUCUGCUC